AAUCACAACAAUUCAACCAUAAAUUUCUUAAUCCAACAAAACAAACCAACAAAACAAACCAAAAAAAAUCUCUCUGUAAUUUCUCCAAUUAGCAAUGACAAUCAAACCACCAUCUCACCCCACUUAUGAUUUGAAGGGCAUCAUCAAGCUAGCUCUUGAUGAAGAUGCUGGAGACAGAGGAGAUAUAACUUGUGCAGCUACUAUUCCACCUGCUAUGGAAGUUGAAGCUUAUUUCUUGGCUAAAGCUAAUGGUAUUAUUGCUGGGAUUCAAUUGGCUGACAUGAUUUUUAGUCAGGUUGACCCUUCUCUAAAGGUGGAGUGGACUGUGAAGGAUGGAGAUUCUGUGCAUAAAGGAAUGCAAUUUGGGAAAGUUUCUGGAAAAGCGCAUAGUAUUGUUGUAGCUGAGAGAGUUGCAUUGAACUUUAUGCAGAGGAUGAGUGGAAUAGCAACACUAACUAAGCAAAUGGCAGAUGAUGCGUACCCGGCUUCCAUUCUAGAGACUCGGAAAACAGCUCCGGGUCUACGUUUGGUCGAUAAGUGGGCGGUGCUAAUUGGUGGAGGCAAAAACCAUAGGAUGGGUUUAUUUGAUAUGGUAAUGGUAAAAGAUAACCAUAUAUCAAUAGCAGGAGGCAUAGCAAAUGCCAUCAAAUCUGUUGAUGACCAUUUGGAGAAGAACAACCUUAAAAUGGAAGUUGAGAUCGAGACGAGGACACUUGAGGAAGUAAAGGAGGUAUUAAGCUACACAUCACAGAGAAAAACAUCAGUGACCAGGAUAAUGUUGGAUAAUAUGGUUGUACCACUCCCUAAUGGAGACAUUGAUGUUUCUAUGCUUAAGAGUGCUGUCGAAUUGAUCAAUGGAAGAUUUGAGACUGAGGCAUCAGGCAAUGUUACACUUGAAACGGUGCGCAGCAUUGGACAGACUGGGGUAACCUACAUUUCCAGUGGUGCAUUGACACAUUCUGUGAAAGCACUGGACAUUUCCCUCAAAAUCGACACCGAGUUGGCUCUUGAAGUCGGAAGACGUACAAACCGAGCUUAACGUUUUCUCUUUUUUCCUUUGAUGUAUGCAAUUAAUGCAGAAUAAAAACAGAAUAAGCAGAGUGUUUUGUCAUUUUUUUGCGUUAUUUAGCUAAAUCAUAUAAUGUAUUUGUAAUUUGAAGGAUCAAAAACUGUUGGUCUGCUUAAUGAUAAUGAGCUUAUUCUGCUUCUA
Mercurialis annua (annual mercury) is the source of this 1210-nucleotide messenger RNA. Its product is annotated as quinolinate phosphoribosyltransferase [decarboxylating] 1a. The record is from RefSeq and is a predicted model, not a curated record. Gene Ontology annotation, molecular function: nicotinate-nucleotide diphosphorylase (carboxylating) activity. The transcript has 9 exons. Gene Ontology annotation, cellular component: cytoplasm. Bases 95 to 1039 code for a protein of 314 amino acids. Gene Ontology annotation, biological process: NAD+ biosynthetic process; quinolinate catabolic process. NCBI's taxonomy places the organism in Eukaryota, Viridiplantae, Streptophyta, Magnoliopsida, Malpighiales, Euphorbiaceae.